Molecule: messenger RNA, 1660 nt
Organism: Bombus pascuorum
Lineage: Eukaryota; Metazoa; Arthropoda; Insecta; Hymenoptera; Apidae
Exons: 4
Source: RefSeq, a predicted model, not a curated record
CUCGAGACGGCAGAGAUAUGGUGCCAGCCACAGGGGCAGGCACGCGGGCCCUGGAUCAGAGGUGUGCCGCUACCCCUGCCGGUAUGGGCCCAUUACGAGGCACCAGCCUUGACCGUACUAACGGUCGAACAAUAUGAGGAAUUAGCAGGCAGCGUUGAAUUAGAAACGCAACACUUAUUGCGUGAGCAUCGCUAUGACACCAUUGGCAAUUUCCUUAAAUUUUAUAAGGACUAUAUUGCAAGUGGUGAAACCGUACUGGAGAGAUUUUAUCACAAAUAUCAACCACUUAUAACACGUGAACAUCAUACCUGUGUGGGUUUGGGAUUUGAAUUGCUAUACCGUUUAAGAUGUUUAAAUAAACGUUUUCCUGGUAUAGCAGGUGGCCUCUACUUAGUAUCCUGUGAAGAGACGAUCGAUAACAUUGCUAAUUAUGUUGGUGGACCACCCGCUGCAGAUAGCGGAGAGAAGGAACAUGUAUUAGUAUGUCUGAAAAUCGAAAUUGGUGGACGAAAAGGAGUUAUGCUCCUUGAUCCUGGAUAUCAUGUAGCUCGAGUAAUUACUGUCAUGGAGGAUAAGUUAUACCCACAUACGGGCUGGUUUAUUCAAUCAGAUGAGCCAGAUUGUAAAAAAGAGUACAAUUACUUUCUAUGCACUAACGAUCCUGAUUACAUUGAAUGGCAUGAGAGAAAAACUCGAUCUGGUACCCUAGAAAGAACACAAGUUGCUCUUAUAUACGUGGCAAGGCCUUAUUUAACUGCCAUUGAUGUUACUGAACGCAGAAAUUUAGUUUAUAACUUCAGGAGCCUUCUUGCAAGAGAUACUAAAGGUCAUGUUACAGCUGGUAUAUAUUUUCCUGUUGUGCUAGAUAUAAACAAUGCACAAACCUUUUCAAUUUUUUAUCAAACUAAUAAUGGCAAAAAACGAAUUAAAAUGGCAUUUAACAAAUUCUGCAGUUCACCGAAGAUAAAUCCUGGUGCCGAAGAAAAAGAAGUCAUUGCUGAAUGUGCUCGGCAAUUAGGUCUCUCGCAAGAUACCCUGGAGAAUCUAUUAUGUACUCUUGCUACAGUUAUGAGUGACUCAGCCUUCGUGGCUCAACUCCUGGCUAUUAAUUCAAGAAUCAACACUUUAGCAGAGGACAAUUAACAGAAGUCAAUCUGCCCUGUGUGGUGCAGACAAUAUAUAAUGUAUCAUUUUUUUUGCCGGCUUUCCUCUUAUGUUCUUUUUAGUCUGUUGAUGGUUAUCUUAAUAGCUUUACUAUGUACUACAGAUAUUAAUUUUAUUCUGAUUAUAAAAUAGGGUAUAAUAUUUUUUAAUGAACUUUAAUAAAACUUUGUAUUUUACGCAUUGUUGUUAACAGUUCAAUGAAAAUAUUAAUGUAUGUAUUAAUAAUUUUUGGAGAUUGUUUUCAAAAUUCAAUAAUAGCAUAUAUUUACACCAUUCUUUAUUAUUGCUUAUAUAGAUAUUUAAUCGUAGGUCGUUUUAAAGUUUCAGAAACAAUACUGAGUAAAAUUAGUUUUCUGCUUAUGUUUUAAAAAACAAAAAUCAUAAAUGGUGGUAUUAGGGAUGACUUAUAUUUAAUCUCUUUGUUAGUAUAAAGGUGGAUUAAGUUAUACUAAAUCUAUAAUUUUUAUUUGAAUAAACAGUGACAAGAAUCAUUACA